This is a messenger RNA of Sclerotinia sclerotiorum 1980 UF-70, 1005 nucleotides long. RefSeq lists its product as hypothetical. The transcript has 3 exons. Lineage: Eukaryota; Fungi; Ascomycota; Leotiomycetes; Helotiales; Sclerotiniaceae. The record is from RefSeq and is a predicted model, not a curated record. The coding region runs from base 1 to 1005 and encodes 334 amino acids.
AUGCUAAAUUCGUUUACAAACGUGUACACUGCAUUUCCCGCCAUUCAAUCCCGUAGCAGUAACAUGGCCGUGUAUCAACUAGGAAUGAUUGGUUUCUCAGGCUCUAGUGCACGGUUCCAGAGCCUCAGCGAUUUUGAGAAGGAGCAAGAUGAUUUGCAAGCGCAGAUUGACCGAGACAAUUUAAAUGCAAAAUUUACAACGUCUCAAAGUGUCUCACCGGCCAAUAGAAGGGCUAAGAUUACACCAGAUGUCGCUGGUAUACUGCUUGAAAACCAAGCAUUGGAGGAAAUGGGAGGGAUAAACUGGGUUGGAAAGCUACUUGAAUAUCACCAAGCCAAUGCAAUCAAUCCUACUGCAGAAUACUCAGAGAUCGAAAUAUCCCCACAGAGAUUCACCUGCUCUGUAAUCAUCAAGCAAAAAAGCGAGCCUAUCAGUAGUGUGACUUCCUUUGCUCGCAAGAAGGAUGCUAAGCAGUUCAUCUCCAAACUCGCCAUCGACUGGCUCAUCUCCCAGAAAUUCAUGCCAUCCACCGGAGCCGUGAAAUUUCCAAAAGCUCCUAUUGCUCCCCAAACUCCCCCGGCAAAAAUAUACCAUGCACCACUCUCUCCGCUAGAUUCAACCUCAGCUACCGUCAGUCCACGCGAAAGAAGUACCUCACCAACUUCAUACCCAAGCCUGAUUCCAGAUCUAUGCCGUGCGCUUGGAUUUAAUGUGCCCACCUACAGAAUUGUGCCUAUGGUAGAAAAUUCUCCACUCUACCACGGCUUUGCGGAUUUUGGCUCUGAUCCCAGGAUUCUCGGCAAGGUUGGGGAGUUCAGUGGCAUCUACGGCAAAAAGAAGGCGAAGGAGGUUUGCGCGAGAGAGGUUUGGUAUUUUUUGAAGGGUAUCGAGAGGCAAAGACUUGAGGCAACCGAAAACCGGGAGAUGGAGAUCAAGAGGAAGAGAGAGGAAACGCCUCAAAAUCCGGAUCUAAAUAGGCAAAGUCAUAUUGUUGCGGGAAUUUAA